Molecule: messenger RNA, 1239 nt
Organism: Brassica oleracea var. oleracea
Lineage: Eukaryota; Viridiplantae; Streptophyta; Magnoliopsida; Brassicales; Brassicaceae
Exons: 3
Coding region: 1-1239 (412 amino acids)
Source: RefSeq, a predicted model, not a curated record
AUGAGACCAAAGUUAGAUGAACUGAAGGCAACAUUAGCGUUCUGUCCGCUUUGGAGUUUUGAAAAGCGCAAGUGGUUGGGGCUGCUACUUCUUCAAGCCAUGGGAGUCUAUUGUUUGCAUCACAAUUCAAGGAUACCCUUUCAAAGUGCAAUAAGGGCAUUCGACGAUGAAGCCAUGAGGUUGUAUCCAUGGGGUCGGACUGCAUACGAAGUUCUAAUUGACUCUAUUAAAACAUUGGCUCCAGAUGGAGGUUCAUAUACAAUAAGCGGCAUGAAGGACGCGUUAUUGAUUUGGGCUUAUGAAUCCGUCACAUGCUUCGGUGAGAGUUUUGGGAGAGUGAUCAAUAACGAAGACGUUCCGCUUUUGCGAUGGGGUGGAAAGCGUACACGUGCAAACUUUGAUAAAUUGUUGUCUGCCGAAAUCGAAAAGCAUGGCGUGGUGCGUGUGAGGAGAAUGGUUUUGAAGGACUCAAUUGAAGAGAUGUUUCCUAUUUGGCCGGGUGAAGAUGACGACCAACAACUCGUUAGGUUGAUAACAGAUAUACAUUCAGGUAGAUUUGUGAAAGGUUUGUGGGAAGUGCAGGGGAAUGCAAAGGGGAAGAGGAAUGAGAAGAAGAGAAUGAAGGGUGGAGUUUCGUCAGAAGUUGAGCCACCCAUUAAGAAGCAAAAGAAGAAAGUUAAGACACAAAAUGAGUCUGAAGCUGAUGCAACGGGAAAGGGUUCUAGCGAUAAGGAAGGUAGCGAAGAGUUGGAGUUGGAGAACAAAGCGACUCUAACGAUCAUUAAGUCUGUCAAUAGUCCAGCGUUAGUAGCUGCGACCCCUGGUAAGGAGUUUGGACCGAAAAAGAAUUUGGCCAAGGAGCUUAAAAAGAAAUCAGGGGUGAAAAGGACUUUGGAUGAGGAGUUUGGUAGUGUCGAUAAAGCUACUGAUAUGCGGCCUCUUGAUUUCGUAGUAAUUUCUCCUGCAAAGGCUACUAAGGAUGAUAAGGCUACUAAGGAUGAUAAGGCUGCUAAGGAUCCAGCCUAUGGACGCGGUUGCAGGUGCAUGCGUAUUGUUAAAGGUGAGGAAGCCGAUGAGAAGAAAAAAGCAGCGCAGGCAGAUGCUGCGUUUAAGAGGAAGGAGAAGGCUGAGGUUAAGAAAAAAGCUGCUGAGGAUAAGAAAAAAGAGGCUGAAGCUAAGAAAAAGAGGCUGAAGCUAAGAAAAAAGUGGCUGAGACUAAGAAAAAAGAGGCUGAGUUAA